Messenger RNA from Dovyalis caffra, 651 nucleotides. NCBI's taxonomy places the organism in Eukaryota, Viridiplantae, Streptophyta, Magnoliopsida, Malpighiales, Salicaceae. The record is from the annotation of a GenBank genome assembly.
AUGAAGCUGGUUUGGACCCCAGAUACAGCUUUAAAAGCUUAUGUUUCUACUGUCAGAACAUGUGAGAAUUUUAAAGAAUCCAGUGUAGCGGAACUUCUCUCGGCCAUGGCGGCCGGUUGGAACGCAAAGCUGAUAGUUGAAUCUUGGUCUAAGGGUGGUCCAAUAUCGACGAGCAUCGGCCUUGCUGUGGCGGCUAAUCACACAGGUGGAAGACACGUGUGCAUAGUCCCUGAUGAAGGGUCAAGAUCGGAGUACGUUAAAGCCAUGCACGGUGCUGGGAUGGUGGAGACGGAGGUGCUGGUAGGCGAAGCAGAAGAGUUGAUGGCAGGGCUUGUGGGGGUGGAAUUUUUGGUGGCGGAUUGUAAGCGGAGGGAUUUUGUUAGGGUUUUAAGGUUUGCUAAGUUGAGCCCGAAAGGUGCUGUAUUGGCAUGCAAGAAUGCCUUUCAAAAGCCUGUUUCUGGGUUUAGAUGGCAUGGGGUGCUUGAGAGAGGGACACGUGUUGUCAAAACUGUGGUUUUGCCUGUUGGGCAAGGAUUGGAUAUGGCUCACAUAGGGAGUAAUAGCGGGAGUGAGAGUUCAAAGAGGGGUCCUAGCCGUUGGAUUAAACAUAUUGAUCAAAAGUCAGGUGAGGAACAUGUGUUUCGUGGAUAA